AUGUUUGGCGCCUCUGCAAAACCGGCACUGAGCUCCUUCAGCUUUGGCUCUCUGCAGCCCUCCUCGGGCUUUGGUGCGUCCAACAACACAAACUCCGGAGGCCUUUUUGGUCAACAACAGAAACCUCAAGGUGGUGGCCUUUUCGGUUCAGGAACACAAAACUCCAACUCUGGAGGGCUCUUUGGCGGUCAGAGUAAUACUGCUAACACGGGCUCCUCGGGAUUUGGCUCCUCCAACACCAGCGCAGGUGGUCUUUUUGGACAGAGUAAUCAAAGCAACAACAACACAUCAUCAGGAGGUCUUUUUGGCCAGAAACCCGCUGCCAUUGGACAAGGAUUUGGCUCGGGAACCUCGAGUGGCGGCCUUUUUGGCCAGAAACCCGCUACUACCGGCACCACAGGAGGUGGACUUUUUGGUAGUUCUGGUCAGCAAGGACAACAAAAUCAACAGACACAGCAGAGUGGAGGGCUUUUUGGGUCCAGCAAUACCGCCAAUAACCAGAGUUCUGGCGGCUUGUUUGGCCUGAAGCCUGCUGCCCCCUCCGGCGGUCUUUUCGGAUCAAGCAACCAAUCCACCACCGCUCAAAAGCCACUUUUCGGUGGAUCUAAUACUUCUACAGGUGGCGGUCUCUUUGGUGGAUCUUCCAAUACCGGCACUAACCAGACUUCUGGAGGUGGUCUCUUCGGUGGCUCCAGCAACACAGGCGGUACCACAGGCGGCCUUUUCGGAGGUUCUUCUAAUGCAAACACAGGUGGUGGUCUUUUUGGCGGCCAGCAGCAACAACAACAGCAAAACCAGCAGCAGCAAACCCAGCAGGCCACGCAAUUAACCGCCAUGACUAGAUUCGGCGAUCUCCCGCCAGAAAUCAAAAAAGAGCUACAAGAGUUCGACCAGUACAUCAGCACCCAGCAUCUCAUAGCUACGACGCUUAAUAACGACCUCCCCAAACACAACCAGCUCGUCAAGUCGAUCGACUCGGACGUGAGCUACUUGCAUAACAAAAUCUCCACCAUCAAGCAAGCUUUGAAGGGCGACAGCAACCAGUUGAAGGCCUUAAAAGCGGUCAAUGACGAGCUUACAGAAGAUAUUGGCAACAUCAUGCAGCUAAUAAUCCAGCUCUCGACACCCGGCACGAAAUUGUCGUCAUCAUUCCAAUUGAACGAGUUCUUUGUCAAAAAGAUCAAACACUACAAGGAUGUCAUGACUAGCUACGAAAACGUGAUCAAGGAGGGAGAAGAUGCCAUCAGUGGGUUGCAGCACUCGUGCAAUGACACUAUGGGUAGCAUUUACGAUGUGGUGGAGGUGGUGAAGAGCCAGUAUAAUGUGUUUAUGGAGCUCUGUGAGACGCUUGCGCAAGUGCACAACGAAGUGACCCGCUUGAAGCGCUAG
Candidozyma pseudohaemuli is the source of this 1389-nucleotide messenger RNA. RefSeq names its product FG-nucleoporin (gene NUP49). NCBI's taxonomy places the organism in Eukaryota, Fungi, Ascomycota, Pichiomycetes, Serinales, Metschnikowiaceae. Gene Ontology annotation, molecular function: structural constituent of nuclear pore. The record is from RefSeq and is a predicted model, not a curated record. Gene Ontology annotation, cellular component: nuclear pore. The coding region runs from base 1 to 1389 and encodes 462 amino acids. The transcript has a single exon. Gene Ontology annotation, biological process: nucleocytoplasmic transport.